This is a messenger RNA of Chara braunii, 976 nucleotides long. The record is from the annotation of a GenBank genome assembly. NCBI's taxonomy places the organism in Eukaryota, Viridiplantae, Streptophyta, Charophyceae, Charales, Characeae.
GCUGGCGCAGGGGUCUGAGCAGGUGUUCUUGCCACCGAUGGUCCUGGUGCUUGUUCAUGGGAAGGUCGUUGGGCCGCCACCUGUUCCAGGUAGGUGACGGGGCCUGAUACAAAGCCCAAUUUCUCAACUUGUGCUGAAGUGCUGCUAAUUCCAUCCUUGCUCUGGUAAGUUCCGUAGAAUCUAUGAAUCCCAUUCGGCGGCGGACAAGCGUGGCCGAGUCCGCAGCCACGGCUGAGUCCAAGAUCCCGGCGCGGACGCGUCCGCACGACCGUGCGACUUCGCGGACGCGUGGCGAUCCCGAUGGAGGAAGAGGAGGGGGAGGGCGAGGAGGAGGAGGAGGAGGACGAGGAGGAGGUCCCGAUGCAGGAGGAGGAGGAGGAGGAGGAGGAGGGCGUCCCGAUGGAGGAGGAGGAGGAGGAGGAGGUGGUGGUGGCGAAGGAGGAGGAGGAGGAGGAGGGGGAGGAGGAGGAGGAGGAGGAGGAGGAGGAGGAGGAGGAGGAGGAGGACGAGGAGGAGGAGGAGGAGGAGGAGGUCCCGAUGGAGGAGGUCCCGAUGGAGGAGGAGGAGGAGGAGGUCCCGAUGGAGGAGGACGAGGAGGAGGUCCCGAUGGAGGAGGAGGAGGAGGAGGAGGAGGAGGGGGAGGCCGUCCCGAUGGAGGGGGAGGAGGAAGAGGAGGAGGAGGACGAGGAGGUCCCGAUGGAGGAGGACGAGGAGGAGGUCCCGACCUGUCUCUUAUACACAUCUAGAUGUGUAUAAGAGACAGGUCCUUUUGAUCAUUCGACUCAUGAUUUUGACUAGUUUCAGCUUGAUCCUGCGAGGAUCAUUUUCUGUUAUCACUGAUAACACGUCGGUUGGUUGAUCGCCGACUUAUCGGCUCACGACACAACUUUGCUUACACCUGUACAUCAACUUGAUUAUCUUAACCCUGUGAUUUGAUAUGUUUCUUUGAGGGUUUUAAUCAAACUUUUUUUAAAUG